AAGGGAUGCGAGGGAGAUGGCUGAACUUAGAUAGCCCUGUUUUGGGAAAUAUUUACACCAUGGAGCUUCUCCGUAGGAAACAGGGGUGCGCAGGACGGCUGCUAGUCCUAGCAGUGGUGUUCGGGUGGUGUUUCGGCUGUGUACGCAGUUUCGGACAUGGAGGCCAGGACAGCGAGUUUACGUUUCUGUUGCAAGCCGGAAGAUCCGAGUGUUUCUUUCAAACAGCAGCAAAGAAUGGUACGAUGGAGGUCGAAUAUCAGGUGAUAGCAGGUGCUGGCAUGGAUGUAGACUUCACCAUCAUCUCUCCAGCGAACAUCCAGCUCAUCAGUGAGUCUCGACGCUCAGACGGAGUGCACGUGGUGGAUGCCACAGAGGAGGGAGACUACCAGAUCUGCUUUGACAACACCUUCAGCCGCUUCUCGGAGAAGAUGGUGUUCUUUGAGAUCAUCCUCGAGGGUCAUGGGGGAGAUGUGGGGGGAGACGAAGAGUGGGCGGGUUUAGAGGAGCCUGAUGGGAGCCUGCUGGAGUACAAGCUGGAAGACAUCCGGGAGUCCAUGGACUCUCUGCACAGACGCUUGGAGCGCAGCCGGCAAAUGCAGACGGUGUUGCGGGCCUUUGAGGCACGGGACCGAAACCUUCUGGAGGACAACCUAUGGAGGGUUUCUUUCUGGUCCUGUGCCAGCGUGCUGGUGAUGCUGUGUGUGGCCCUUACCCAGGUCUACACUGUCCGCAAACUGUUUGACGAUAAGCGGAGGGUCUGCACAUAGAGGGAUCAUUUUGCUGAUACGUGACAGGCUGGGAAGGAAAUCCCACUCCAAAACAAACUGUUCAGCUGGUUACCCAUUCAUAUUGUUCUUUAUUAUUUUUCAUUUGGUUUACAUCAGCAGGCAACACGGAUUCUGGUGGGUCUUUUUUACUUUAAAAUCUUGUUGGUGAGCAAUAAUAAUAUUAUCCGUUCAUAAAGGGUAACCAGAUGAGGAAGAGAUUUAGAAAGUUGAAGUUGGUCAUUUGCUGUCAUUAGUGCCUUUUUAAUGUCAAAUCCUACCACAAACCAGUGAGGAAAUACAGUUUGAAGGGUACUGCUUACAUAAAGAGAACAAUACAUAGUUUAUAUAUGUAUAUGUAACUGCUGUCGUAUGUUUCUGAAACUGCUUUGAGGUUUUUGGAAUUUUUCUGCUAAAGGUGAGAUUACCAUCGUUAAAGGUAAAAAAGUCAGUUAUAUGACAUAACUGAAUAACAUAUCUGACCCACAGAACUCCUACGUUUGCCAGUUUACAGGUGAUAACAAUGUGCAAUAGUGUCCUUGGCGUUGCUAGUUCUUCCUGACAGUGUAACAUCCUGCCAUUAUAUUGAUGAUUGGUUUCAGCCGUAUCAAUGGUUAGCUUCUUUUUGAGUGUGUUAUUGAUUUCUUUACACGUGCCAGUACAAUUUCAUACUGAUGUGUUGACAUAAGAAUGUAGGGGAAGAAAAGAGAGAUGAUUUCUGCUAUGAAUGCCAAUAUUGUAUAUGUGUCAGUACUCUUCAAGACAAAUAUGUACAUUUUGCAUGUGUCAGUUCAAACAUGUACCAGGAUAACUCAGUGUGAAUAUAUGAAUAGGGAGAUGUGUGUUUCUGUUCUGUCAUCUAAAUGAUCACUUUCUUUUUUUUUUGGUCCGACAUGUGUUUAUGUGAUAUUUUGAUUUUAAUCAACAAGUCACUGAUCUUAAUAAAAGGGUUUUUUACACAGUAAA
Messenger RNA from Scomber scombrus (Atlantic mackerel), 1730 nucleotides. It is a transcript of the gene tmed1b, whose product is annotated as transmembrane p24 trafficking protein 1b. The record is from RefSeq and is a predicted model, not a curated record. The coding region runs from base 6 to 767 and encodes 253 amino acids. NCBI's taxonomy places the organism in Eukaryota, Metazoa, Chordata, Actinopteri, Scombriformes, Scombridae. Gene Ontology annotation, cellular component: endoplasmic reticulum; COPII-coated ER to Golgi transport vesicle; endoplasmic reticulum-Golgi intermediate compartment. Gene Ontology annotation, biological process: endoplasmic reticulum to Golgi vesicle-mediated transport; intracellular protein transport; Golgi organization. The transcript is spliced from 5 exons.